ACGUCGGUUGUGGCGGGAAAUUGCUUCGGUUGGGCUUUGCGGUUAAGACCCUGCGGCGAGGAAGCCUCACGUUGUAAGGCAAGGUGGCUUAUCCUCAGCAGAAGCGCCAGUGUUUUUCAAAGUGAGAUACUGGCGUCAGCAACAUCAAAAUCACCGGCAUCCAAGCUGGGAUCUGAGCGCCCGCCGGCGCCGCCCGGGCUCCGCCCCUCCCACUCCCUCCCACCCCCGCCUCCCGCCGCAAUCUUGGCGGGAAGACGCCAGCUGUUAAGCGGCGGAAAGAUGUCCGGGUCGCGCGCGGUGGCUGAGAAGGCUGGCUCCAGACAGCGACUCCAGGUGAAGGUGAAUGAAUAUAAAGAAAACCAAAACAUUGAUUUUGUAUCUCCAAGGCCAGUACAGACUACAGUUUUAGGAAAAACAGCUAAGGUGUGUCUUGUCCCCUUUUCACUCAGUAAUUACAAACCAGACCAACUUAAGUGCCCCAAAUCCCUCUUAGAUAAGAAUUCUAACAAUGAAGUGGCGUGUAAGAAAUGUAAGAAGAUUGAAAUAAAGAAAACUUGCAGAAGAAUUUUAACUCCAAAGAUGGAAGCCACAUCUUCCAAGGCAGAAUCCACUCUGCAAAAAUCAUCCUUAGAUGUUCAUACUGAAAGUAACAAGCAAGGACACAAGAGCACUUCAGAUACAGUGAUUCUCAGUGUUGAUAUGGAAAGCAGUCAGGAUGGAGACAGUGAUGAAGAUACCACACCAGGCCUGGAUGAUUUUUCAGGAUUGUCACCGUAUGAAAGGAAGAGACUGAAGAACAUAUCAGAAAAUGCAAACUUUUUUGCUUCUCUUCAGUUGUCUGAGUCAGCUGCAAGGCUCCGUGAAAUGAUAAAGAAGAAACAGCCUCCUGAAUCCAAAAGAAAGAAGCCUAAGAAGAGAGAAAAUGGAAUUGGAUGUAGAAGGUCAAUGCGAUUACUAAAAGUAGAUCCUUCAGGAGUUUCAUUACCAGCAAUCCCAACCAAGCCAACAUUAUUAGUAACAGAUGAAAAUCCUUUGUUACCUCCUGGGCCUUUAGAAAUGACUCCUGAAAAUCGAGAUGAUAACAGUGAACUAUUUAAAGGAUUUCUGCAGACUUGGGCAGAAGUGAACAAGACAAAUAGUAAGAACACUGAGAAGGAGUUAUCUAGCAUUAAAAGCUACAAAGCCAAUUUAAGUGGCAUGGUCAUCAGUGAAGAUACUGUUAAUAAAGUUACCAAAGGCUCAAUAUUGUCUAUAGCUAUCCACCCAUCAGAAAUUAGAACGUUGGUGGCAGCUGGGGCCAAAUCGGGCCAAGUUGGACUUUGGGAUUUGACUCAACAACCUAAAGAAGAUGGAGUUUAUGUUUUUCAACCCCAUAGUCAGCCAGUUAGCUGUCUUUACUUCUCACCUGCCAAUCCAGCUCACAUACUGUCACUGAGCUAUGAUGGCACGUUACGCUGUGGGGAUUUUUCCAGGGCUGUUUUUGACGAGGUGUACAGAGACGAAAGAAGUAGCUUUUCCUCCUUUGACUUCUUGGCAGAAGAUGCCUCCACUUUAAUAGUAGGACACUGGGAUGGAAGUUUGUCAUUGGUGGAUAGACGGACACCUGGAACUUCUUAUGAGAAACUUAUCAGUUCUUCUUUGAGAAAAAUAAGAACUGUUCAUGUCCAUCCAGUGCAUAGACAGUAUUUCAUCACUGCAGGAUUGAGGGAUAUUCAUAUUUAUGAUGCAAGGCGCCUGACUCCCAGGGGAAACCAGCCUUUGAUUUCUUUGACUGAACACACAAAGAGCAUCGCUUCUGCCUAUUUUUCACCUCUUACUGGUAACAGAGUAGUGACCACAUGUGCUGAUUGUAAGCUGAGAAUCUUUGACAGCAGCCGUAUAUCCUCUCAGAUUCCUCUCCUCACCACCAUCAGGCACAACACCAUCACUGGGCGAUGGCUGACCAGGUUCCGAGCUGUGUGGGACCCUAAACAAGAAGACUGUGUCAUAGUUGGCAGCAUGGCCCAUCCACGACGAGUGGAAAUCUUCCAUGAGACAGGAAAGCAGGUGCAUUCUUUUCUUGGUGGAGAAUGCCUUGCCUCUGUGUGUUCCAUUAAUGCUAUGCACCCAAGUCAGUAUGUUUUGGCUGGAGGUAAUUCCAGUGGGAAGAUACAUGUUUUUAUGAAUUAAGAAAGUUGUUGAGUUAAAAGUUUAGCAACAUCAAUUUGUUCAAAUUAAUCAGUGUCUAAGGAGCCUAGUAAUUUGUGUGGCUUAGUCUGUUUACUUGGUAAUAUGUUCUAUUUAGCAAAUAUAAAAUUGCUUUAUUAAUAAGAACUAUGAGCAGAAUGUACUUUGAGUAAGGGAGAAGGCUUGGAGGUUGUUUCUGCAGGAUGGGGAGGGAAUUUAAGGGGAGACUGUGAUGCCUUCAGCACUUUUAAUCUGGCAAUAUGUUGAGAAAUUAUAACAUAAAUUAUAAAGCUUUGAAUUCUCAGUAUUAAAAGUUUUGUGGUCCUGUGAUAUGGUUGUGAUUCUAUAGUGAUAUAAAGAUUUGUAGUUUAUUUUAUAGUUUGGAGUGAAUAUUUAUUUCUAGACUCACACUGGAAGGGGUCCUGAAAGGUCCUCUAACUCAUUGAUUUUGUAACUUUUUAUUUUUUUAACCAAGAACUGUUUUUUCCCCCUGCCUCUCAAUUAAAUCUUAUGUGAAAUCUCAAGAUAAUUGCUGAGAAGCUUUGGUUCACUUGGGCAGGGCCUGGGUCUGUGUGUGCUGACCCUUUCCCUUCCCCCUCCUCCGGAUGGUUCCUGAGACACAGCCCAGGAAUCCCAGGGCUCCUAGGCACAGGGUUUGGAUCUACUGGAUCCCUGAAAUCCAGUGUGAGAUUGCCUCAGACCAGUGUUUUCCAGACUAUGGGUUGUAGCUCUUCACACAAAAUCAGUUCAGUGGCCCUGACCAGCAUUUAAAAAGAUGAAAAGGAAAGCAAUAGUAAAGAAUAGGAAACAUACUUAAAAUAAGUAUUGUUUUGUGAAACUUAGUUAUGUAUGCAUACAUAUUUGUAGGUAUAUAUGACUAUGUACAUUCUGAUGUAAAAUGUGUUUCUUUAUUUCUGUGGUACUGUGGGUCAUGGUUAAAGAAGUGAAAGUUUCUGCCUUAGAAGGUCCCAGACAGUCUUAUCUGUCCUUGUGUUUAAACUCUCCAGAGGAGAUUCAAUAGCCUGUUAAGUGAAUAGCUUUAUUCCUAUUCAUAUUUAGGAGAAACGUUAUGAAAUAGCACUUCUGGCAUUUCUUCAUAAAAAUAUUUUUUUUCAGAAGUUAUAGCAAAAUUUGAAUGUAUCUGUUGGAAGGGGAGCUACUAAAUCAGUGACUAAUAUUACCAUGUGACAUUACCUAUCCAACUUUUUUCAUUGUUCUUCAUUGCCAAACUACUACAGAAAGACUAUUGUAAAUAGCUUCAGCAAUAUGUUUGAAUUCAAAGAGGAAAUAUUAUCUUCUCAUAAUUGUAUAUCACAGAAAUAAAGUGACAUUUAUAAUUUCCUUGAAGAAUAAUUUUUUUCCUAUAUAAUUUCCUUCUCUGUAAUUAUAAUCUAAGUUUUUGAGGCUUAGUUUGUUAAUAGGUUGUGGAUAUUCAUAAGAAAUAGGAGUUCUCUAUUUUCUUGGUGAUAUGAGUACAAGAAUUGAUAAGCAAGAUGAAAAAAGAGGGAUACUCAUUUUAUUGUGCUUUGAUUUAUUGCACUUCACAGAUAUUGUGUUUUUUUUACAAGACCCUUCACCAGCAAAAAGAUUACUACUCACUGAAGGCUCAAAUGAUGGUUAGCAUUUUUUAGUAAUGAUGUAUUUUUUAAUUAAGGUAUGUACAUUCUUUUUUUUAGACAUAAUGAUAUUGUAUUCUUAAUAGUAUAGUGUAAACAUAACUUUUAUAUGCACUGGGAAACCAAAAAAUUCAUGUGACUUGCUUUAUUGCGACAUUUGCUUUAUUACAGUGAUCUGGAACCAAACCCACUAUAUCUCUGGGAUAUGCCUAUAUUAAUUUAUGAAAUGGAAAGUAAAGCUAAGUGAAGUUGAGUUAUAUUUAAACUGUCCUGGAAAUAGUAAAGAAAGCCUUUAGGCUCCUUUUCUCUUCUAUACCACUUAAUUUCACAGGUUCUGGAGUGGCUAGUUCUAUGGCAGUUAUUCUUUCUGUAAGAUGUUGAAAACUACUCUUAAUCAAAUUAGUACCGUCAUUUAAGCUUUGAAUACUUGGUGGUAAUUGCCUGGCUUCUGCAAUAAAUGUUAGCAAAUUCUU
Messenger RNA from Diceros bicornis minor, 4255 nucleotides. RefSeq names its product WD repeat domain 76 (gene WDR76). Bases 280 to 2169 code for a protein of 629 amino acids. NCBI's taxonomy places the organism in Eukaryota, Metazoa, Chordata, Mammalia, Perissodactyla, Rhinocerotidae. The transcript has 15 exons. The record is from RefSeq and is a predicted model, not a curated record. Gene Ontology annotation, cellular component: nucleus. Gene Ontology annotation, biological process: regulation of DNA damage checkpoint. Gene Ontology annotation, molecular function: protein binding; DNA binding.